Molecule: messenger RNA, 1110 nt
Organism: Tricharina praecox
Lineage: Eukaryota; Fungi; Ascomycota; Pezizomycetes; Pezizales; Pyronemataceae
Exons: 2
Source: RefSeq, a predicted model, not a curated record
GGAUGGUGGCGGGGAUGGUGGCGGAUAUGGUGGCGGAUGUGGUGGCGGAUGUGGACAGCACGAGACCGCCGACGCCGACAUCGGCACCCGUAAUACCCGUGGCAGAGGCGGAGGUGGAGGGGGUGGCACCGGUUGUUCCCCAGAUGCCGGCGGCGGCGGCGACGGUGGAGGUUGACGUUAUGGGGGAGGUUGUGGUGGAUGAGUCAUCGCCGCCCGCCAACCCGCCGCGAGUCGCCACGCCACCGCGCACGCCGCCCCGCACCGCCACACCGCCGCAAGCCACCAGCUCGCCGCAGGUCUCCACACCGCCGGGGGCCCGCACCCCGCCACGGGCGGCCUCGACAUCCCGCGACAGCAGCAGCACGCCCACAGCACGGCAAAUCAGCAGCCUAGUGACCCACGCAAUCAGCAGUCCUUUACCCACGCUCCCCACGCCCCCGGUCUUCACCUCCCCCACAAUCAGCAUCCAACUCUCUUUACCACACCCGCGCUACUCCAGCACGCGCAGCCGGGGCCUCAAGCUAUGUCUCACAGCCACCCUCCUCGGACCAUGCAGCACGCCCAUCUCCUUCCUGCGGCGCGGCACGAUCUUUGACGCGGCGUGUCCGCUGCUGGGCCGCGGCGGGUUCUGGGGCGUUGCUGAUUCCCAACGACGCCCGGUCAUGCUUGAUGCCGCCGAUGGUGGGAAGCGCUGCACACGAAUGCAUGCGCAAGGAAACGGCGAGGGGUUUUUGGGAUUCGAUGAGAACUUCACCACGCUGCACCCCUCCAUCCCACAAGUAUUCGAAAAACUCAUCCCGGCGUCCCUCCUCGUCGGGCUUUCCGCGGGCUCGUCGUAUACACUGUACUCGCGCCCCGACCGCGAGAAGAAGCGCCCCAGCACCGCGCGCUGCAAACUUGGAGGCCGAGAGGAGGUCGCAGAAAGCGCCUAUUGGCUCAACGGCGACGACGAGGAUGGUUGGGCGAAGCUCGAUGUUAGCCAUAUUGUGCGUGAUCGCGACUGGGAGGAAAUAUUGGUCGUCGUGAGUAAUUCGGCGAGAUUCGUGGUUGUUUAGAGAGCCGGGAGGGGAGGAGGGGGACGGAUGGGGUGGAUGGGGGGGGACGGGGAGG